UUGAAAUUGGAUAUGCAAUAGAUUUCUCCAGAAGUUGAGCACUACCUACAAGAAGCUGUAAAGCCACUCCUUGAGAAAAUUGAGGAAUUAAAAUAAAAGGAUUAGUAGAAUGAAGAUCAGAUCAAAUUUUUGAUAGGAGAAAUCGGUCAACUCAAGACAUUAGUAGCUACUUUGAAGCCAGUUGAGGAUAAAAGUAUCAUGAUAUUAAAUAUAAUUAGAAUAAGGAAAACAAUAAUAGAAGCAAGAAAGUAAUGGUAACAAUAAUGGUAAAAAUGAUUAUAUCUGGAAAAUUAGAUCAUAAAAAGCCAGAUCGUCCUUAAACAGCAAUUCAACAGAAACCUGAGCAAAAUAAAUAAAAGGAACAAAAGCCACAAACUGGAAGCAAGAAUUUAAGCCAAAGCGUAGUAGUAGAUAAGUCAACUAAGAAUGAAGCGGAAAACAGUAAAUUGAUUAUUAAAACUUAGCUACUUCUAAAUCUCCAAGAUAAUCUGUUGAAAAAAAACCCAAGGCUACAUAAUAACAAUAGCAGUAACCUCAAUAGCCUAAACCUAAGCCUGUUAAGCAACCAGAAUAAAAGGAUUAAAAAGAAACAAAGACUUCCAAUUAAGGUAUAUCCCUACAUUUGAUCUAGAUUAACCAUAAAAAUAGGCAAACCAUCAGAAGGAAGAAAAGAAGGAUGAUAAAAAUAAACCAAAUAAAUAGCCUUAAUAACCUUAAGCUCCAUAAACAGAUAAAACUAAAGAACAACCAAAAAAGAAUGAAAAACAACCAGAAUAGAAAUCAAAUGGAGCAUAAAAAAAUACAAAUCCUAAAUAACCAGAAAAAAAAGUGGAAACCAAAUAGGAUGAUAAAAAAAUAGUUAAAAAAGGUUCAAAGACUGUAUCUUAAGCUGGAAAUUAAAAUUAAACUGAUGAAUAAUUCUAAUAGCAACAAUAGAAAGCAUAAGCACCUUAAGAAUAACAUUCAGCUGAGGUAUCCUCUAAAGAAACCCAUUCUGAAUAGAAUGAACAAUAAUAAGAAAAUCAUUAGGAAUUAGUUAAUGAAUAAUAGGAAGUUGUUUAACAUUAAGAAGAAUAGAACUAAUUUUAGAAUGAUAACCAUUAAGAACAUAAAGAGGAUGAAGAUUUGUUAGCCGAUAAUCAUCAGAAUGACAUUUAAAAAAGUGAACCAAUCUAGGAGAAUCAAUAGCAGGAUAUGUUUUGAGUUUAUUAAAAAUUAUAGUGGAGAA
Molecule: messenger RNA, 1228 nt
Organism: Paramecium octaurelia
Lineage: Eukaryota; Ciliophora; Oligohymenophorea; Peniculida; Parameciidae
Source: the annotation of a GenBank genome assembly